AUGAGCUUGCCGGAGCGUGUCAAGGAGAAAGCCGAAAAUGCGAUAACGGACAAGAAGCCCAAGAAAGAAAAGACGCCCAAGCAGCCCAAGCAGCCCAAGCCACCCAAGGAGGCAAAGCCACCAGUGGAGAGACCUGCAAAACCUGCAAAACCUGCAAAUGCAGCGCCGUCGGCCCCGGCUGACCCAGAUGCUAUGUUCAAAGAAGGCUGGCUGGCGGCAGUCCGGAAGGAACGACCAGCCGAUGAACCUGUAGUCACCCGAUUUCCUCCAGAACCGAAUGGCUAUCUCCACAUCGGCCACAGCAAAGCCAUUGCAAUCAAUUUUGGUUUUGCCAGAUUCUACGGUGGAAAAUGCAACUUGCGAUACGACGACACGAACCCGGAAGCAGAAGAAGAAGUCUAUUUUACCGCCAUUGAGGAUAUUGUGCGCUGGCUGGGUUUUAAUCCUGCUUUGAUCACCUACUCCAGCGACUUCUUUGAUCAGUUGUACGAGUUGGCCGAGAAGCUUAUCACCUUGGACGGCGCCUAUGUAUGCCACUGCACCGACGAGGAGCUUAAAGAUCAGCGAGGCGGGACAGAUCCGAAGAAUAAGCAUGAGAGAUACGCUUGCCCUCACCGAAACCGACCGAUUGAAGAAUCCCUUGCCGAGUUUCGAGCCAUGAGAGAUGGCAAGUACAAGCCCAAAGAAGCCUUUUUGCGGAUGAAGCAGGAUCUUUCGGAUGGCAACCCUCAGAUGUGGGAUUUGGUUGCCUACCGCGUCCUCGAGAAACCACAUCAUCGCACAGGCAACAAAUGGAGAAUCUACCCUACCUACGACUUCACCCACUGCCUGUGUGAUAGCUUCGAGGGCAUAACUCAUUCGUUGUGCACGACUGAAUUCAUCCUGUCCAGAGUAUCAUACGAGUGGCUCAACAACAAGGUCGACGUCCCUCACAAGCCGAUGCAGAGAGAAUACGGUCGAUUAAACGUCACCGGCACUGUCUUAUCGAAACGAAAAAUCAAAAAGUUGGUGGACGAGAAGAUUGUCGCCGGUUGGGACGACCCCAGGUUGUACACUCUUGUUGCUUUGCGGAGGAGGGGUGUUCCGCCCGGUGCCAUCCUGUCAUUUGUCAGCGAGCUUGGAGUCACCACGGCGACUAUCAAUAUUCAGAUUGUGCGAUUUGAACAGUCAAUCCGCAAAUAUCUGGAAAUGACCGUGCCUCGUCUCAUGCUUGUGCUAGAUCCCGUACCUGUCAUCAUCGACGAUCUGCCCGACGAUUACUACGAGGAACUGGAAAAUGCGUUCGGUCCGAAAGACGUCGAUAUGGGCUCUCACAAGCUGCCCUUCACAAACAAGGUCUAUAUCGAGCGCGACGACUUCAGAGAGGUGGACAGCAAAGACUUCUUCCGCAUGGCGCCCGGAAAGCCUGUUGGCCUACUGAAAGUCCCUUAUCCCGUUAUUGCAACCAGCUUCGAGAAGGAUGAGGCUACCGGACUGGUCACUGAGAUACAUGCGAAGUACGACAAGCCAGCAGAAGGCGAGAAAAUCAAGAAGCCCAAAGCUUACAUCCACUGGGUUGCUGAUGCGCCGGAGCAUGGUUCACCAAUCAAAUGCGAGGUCCGUGUCUUCAACCCUCUUUUCAAGUCCGACAAUCCAGACUCGGUGGAGCCGAGUUUCAUGGCAGACAUACGGGAAGACAGUCUCAAGGUGUACCCGAAUGCUAUGGCAGAGGUCGGGUUGAAGGAGAUCCGGGAACGAGCUCCAUGGCCAGAGGAAGCCGGUGAAAAGAAGGGUAAUUGCGGUUUUGAGUCGGUUAGGUUUCAGGCGAUGCGUAUGGGCUAUUUCUGCAUGGACAAGGAUACAGACGAGGCGGCGGGGAAGAUUGUGCUCAAUCGAAUCGUCAGUUUGAAGGAGGACGCUGGAAAGAGUGCAUGA
Cladophialophora psammophila CBS 110553 is the source of this 1914-nucleotide messenger RNA. Its product is annotated as glutaminyl-tRNA synthetase. Gene Ontology annotation, molecular function: glutamine-tRNA ligase activity; ATP binding. Gene Ontology annotation, biological process: glutaminyl-tRNA aminoacylation; translation. The transcript has a single exon. The record is from RefSeq and is a predicted model, not a curated record. Lineage: Eukaryota; Fungi; Ascomycota; Eurotiomycetes; Chaetothyriales; Herpotrichiellaceae. Gene Ontology annotation, cellular component: cytoplasm; cytosol. Bases 1 to 1914 code for a protein of 637 amino acids.